GGUCUUUUUUAUUUCCGCCCGGCAUCGACGAGAGACGCAUCGUCAUUGUGCUGUGAUUAAAAAAGAGGUGAUCUUGAAGAGUCGAAGAAAGUUAGCAAAAUGGCUUCACCACGAGUCUUCAUGGAUGUGACCGCUGAUGGCCAACCUCUGGGAAGGAUUGUCAUCGAAUUGAAAGCGGACGUCACCCCCAAGACAUGCGAAAACUUCAGAGCACUAUGCACCGGCGAGAAAGGCUUCGGCUACAAGGGCUCCACUUUCCACCGCGUCAUCCCGAACUUCAUGCUUCAGGGAGGUGACUUCACAAACCACAAUGGCACUGGUGGAAAGUCUAUCUAUGGUGAGAAGUUUGCCGAUGAGAACUUCGUCCUGAAGCACACUGGCCCAGGUGUUCUCUCCAUGGCCAAUGCCGGACCUAACACCAACGGCUCUCAAUUCUUUAUCACCACCGUCAAGACCUCAUGGCUAGACGGCAGACACGUCGUCUUUGGUAAUGUUGUUGAAGGAAUGGAUGUUGUGAAGCAAGUUGAAGGUUUUGGCUCCCAGUCUGGCAAGCCAUCAAAGAAAGUUGUGAUUGCUGACUGUGGCCAGCUGUCUUAAGUAAUAUGUAUUUAUAAACGCAAUAUUUUAAGUUUAACAUGAGUCCUCCUUUAUACCUUCCCAGUAAUAAUAAAAAUUACUAUCUGUAAAGUUACUGUGGUUCAUUCCAAUGGUGUUAUAAAUUUAUAACUAUGCUCUAGGUCGCAAAUUACGAAUUGCAUUUAUUUCUGUGCAUUGUUUAUUCAUAAUAAAUUAAUUAACUUAUAA
Molecule: messenger RNA, 804 nt
Organism: Zerene cesonia (dogface butterfly)
Lineage: Eukaryota; Metazoa; Arthropoda; Insecta; Lepidoptera; Pieridae
Gene: Cypa
Product: peptidyl-prolyl cis-trans isomerase
Exons: 2
Coding region: 100-597 (165 amino acids)
Biological process (GO): protein folding; protein peptidyl-prolyl isomerization
Cellular component (GO): intracellular membrane-bounded organelle
Molecular function (GO): peptidyl-prolyl cis-trans isomerase activity
Source: RefSeq, a predicted model, not a curated record